UUUUGAAAGGUUAAAAUGGAUGUAGACUUGUUGCGGCCGGGCACAGUGCCUAUAUCGCCAGAUACAGUGUUGUGGUUUGAAUUUUUGCUGGAUCAAAAUUUGCUUAAGAGACACUUAAGUAAACCGAACCCAGAGCCGUCAGCAUGUGAUUUAAUAGAAGAGUUUUUAACUGUGGACACAAAAAAUUCAAACUCCAAACCGACAAGCGAGAGAGUGGUUGAUGUUGAUGCACCUCUGAGUCCUCCAUCCAGUUCUCCGACAGCACUCCAGUUUACUCGCAAACAGCUUGCACUAAAAAUUCUUGCAUUAAAAGUAGCAGCCUCACUUAGCUGGAAUUUAGACAUAUUUGAAACAAAACUUCCACCACAAACUCAGCAGCAACUAAUGCAAGAUCUCGUUUAUAUGGCUACAGAUGCUGCAUUUGCAAUACCUCCACAGCUAAAUACGGAAAUUUCACCAGAACUAUUACAAAAACCUCAAGUUCAAUUUGCCCUCACUUUAUAUCAUAGAUGGAUAUUAAGAUUUCCAGUAAAGGCUACCUUGCACUCAAAGUCAUUGAAAAUGUCUUUUGUUCACAUGCCUGGUCUGCAAGGUGACAAUAACUAUAGUCCAAUGAACCAACACUUUGAAAAAAUAUUGAGAAUGUGUGAAGCAUCGCGGAUGCAAAGUAUUAAAUACUUAGACAGUAUAUUAGCCUUCUAUGAUAUAACUCUUGGAAAACGAGAAGCCAAAAAAAUAAAAGUCCCAGUUAUGGAAGCUUUUGUUCACCUUACGGAAGAUUCCAAUGACAUGGAACAUGAUUGGAAUGCUGGUGAUACUGUUAUAAGUCAAUAUGAAUUAGCUAUGCAGAUACAUUUUGAUCUUUGCUACAACUAUUUCUUCUAUGGGCAACACGAUUUAGCAAAACAGCACAUUUUGGGUUGUAGAGAAAAUUUUAAUCUUCUAGAAAAAGAAAUAUCAACUUUUGGUUAUAGGCAGAAUAAAGUUAUGCCUUGGGGCCAUUUUUAUUACGCCAGUAUGACUAAGGAUGAUAUUUUGGGCUAUAUAAGAGCUCUUAAUCUAGGCUAUGAGAUUUUAAAUGAAGAACCUACACUCUUACAGAAAUUGCAAGAGUCAAUAGCUAAUCACUACACUGGAAUUAUAGCAAUUUUGCAAGCAGAUAACCUUUCGAGAGAAAUACCAAUGGUUCACAGAGAAGUAGUUGAAUUAGAUAUUCAAGGUUCUGCAUCAAGUGGAGCAUUUACUGUAGCUAGAGACCUUUUAAAUCGAGUUGCAGCUCUAAACGCAGUAAGAUAUGCCCUUGAAGGUGGUAUACCUUCAACUCAUCCAGACUUUUUAAAUAAAUUUAAAACACUAGGAGUUAAAUUCUUUGACUUACUUCUUUGGGCACUAGCUCCAGUAUUAAUGUCAGAUUUGUCUGAAAAUGACUGGGAAAAUAUAAGAAUUUUCUUCCUCCACCUUUCCAUGUCGCAGUGCAAAAUACCAAUUGAUAGAAUUGAUGAAUAUUUAAAAAAAUAUGUUGGUGAAACAGCAGCAGCAAUUCGACCGAAACUGAUAUCUGAUAAACAUUUAAAUGAAAUAUUAAAUGAUCCUAUUAAUAACGACAAUGAAAACAUUGACAUACCUCGGGAGCUUUUGACUGAUGACUGGGAAACACCAGAUUUUGAGUUCAAGUCGGUACCGGAAUUAGAGAUGGGUAGAUUGAAGAAAAGGCUCAUUGAGGCGUCUACGGCAGAUGAAGUUCGCAUGUGCUUAGUAAAACUGGCAACAAUGGCCCCAUCAUCUCCUUUAUGGAAAUUAAACCCUUCAUGGAAACCACCAGGGGGUUUAGGUAACGCACUAGUAGAUUUACCGCGAGGAUUUUUACAAGAUUUUGGAUAUGUUGUAUCGGGGUCGGCCAGAGCUAGAGCCGAAGCAGGAUGUGCGCGGACGGCCUUGUCACUGCUCUCAGUGUUAGAAGGCGAAGCUAGAAGUCAAUUGGGUGCUGGUUCAGAUCCUAAAUUAUAUAGACUUUGUCGUCAACUAUCCUGGGAAGUAUUGCUGCUUCAAGUAAAUGUAGUAUUGAGUGAAUGGCCUCAUCACCGCAUAAAUUUGACUGCCCUAGCUAAUAAAUGCAAAGCUUGUAUAGCAGCUGCGACUUCAGGUGACAGUAUUAUACCUCGCCCUCAAGUGAUAGAAUCAUGUUGGAUUUGCUUGGUAAAUGCUUGCGAAUGGGAAAGCGCGGGUGUUACUAAUGGACCGGGUGAAGCGGCCGCUGCUUUAUGCGCAGCUUGUUUUGAACUACAGAGAGGGAAAGCGACUAGAAAAUUUCCUAGAGCAUUAUGGGAUUAUGCAUUAUCAAUAUUCAGUAACGGUUCUAACGGACCUGUAAAGCGAACAGCGGGUGGAAUGCCAUCACAUUCGCGAGAUGCGCCUAACUCGGCCACUGAAGCAAGAAAUGUUUUCAAUGCAUUCUUGGCCACCCUUAGAGAACCACUUGCCGUCAGCGUUAUGAUGUCUUUGCUAGCAAGAAUACACAACCUUCUCAUAGACGAUAGUUCACUCGAGCUGGUCGUGGAAUACACAAAUCUCUGGCCCUCGAAUAUCUCUAAUAUGAAUAAUUAUAAUGUUAAGCACGUUUUAGAAUCUCUGACUGAAUUACUCGAAAGGAGUUUGAAACUGUAUCCAUAUAACACAUCGUGGCUGCGGCUGUACGGCGACGUGGAGCUGGCGGGCGCGCGCUGGGCGGCGGCGCUGCGGCGCUACCUGUGCGCGCUGGCGGCCGCCACGUGGCACUUCGCCAAGCGCGCGCCCGACGAGGGCGGCCUGGCGCGCCGCGCCGCGCGCUGCUGCCAGGCGCUGGGCGCGCCCACGCAGGCCGCCGCGCUGUGCCAGCUGCCCGACGAGCCCGACUACACCACCGCCUUCAAGUGCCUCGCCGAGAAGACGGGGAAUGCGGCUGAUGCGAUGGACGGGUAUUACGGUUGUCUAUGGGACGGUACGCUCCUAGAAGUGGCGGUGGCGUUACACGCGCGGAGGGGGGAGGGCGGCAGACGCUCGCGCGCAGUCAAAGCGGCCGGGGCUCUCGAGCUCAAUGCGAACAACAGUGAGGACAUUCAGAGGGAGGCCGCGGCCAUACGACGAGCGAGACUGCUUCGUGCACUCACCAAUCAAUACGUUGCUUGAUUGAAAUAAUUGUAACAAUGAAACGUAUCAAUAAAAUAUAUUUAAAUUAAA
This is a messenger RNA of Melitaea cinxia (Glanville fritillary), 3216 nucleotides long. RefSeq names its product integrator complex subunit 8 (gene IntS8). Bases 16 to 3165 code for a protein of 1049 amino acids. The transcript is spliced from 9 exons. Gene Ontology annotation, biological process: snRNA 3'-end processing. The record is from RefSeq and is a predicted model, not a curated record. NCBI's taxonomy places the organism in Eukaryota, Metazoa, Arthropoda, Insecta, Lepidoptera, Nymphalidae. Gene Ontology annotation, cellular component: integrator complex.